AUGAGAGCGCCUUCCCCGCCGCCGCCGGCUCCCCGCCCACCCCCACCGCUCCCGCCGCCGCAGGCCCCCUCCGUCCCUGCCGACCACCCGCCUCCCCAGCCCCCGGUGUACAACAUCGACAAGUCCAACUUCCGCGACGUCGUGCAGAAGCUCACAGGCUCGCCGUCCCACCUCCUGCCGCCGCAGCCCGCGGCCGCCCCGGCCCCCGCCCGUGCCCCCCUCAUGGCGCCGCCACCCCCGCCUCCUCCGCCUCACAUCAUGGCGCCUCCGCCGCCGACGGCGAUACCCUCCCGCCUCCACCGCAUCCGCCCGCCGCCGCUGGCCCCGCCGCCCAUCCUUCCCCCGGCACCGCCGGCGCUCUCCCCGCUCCCGCCGCUCCCGGCGGUCUGCAUGACCGCGGAGUCGCCCAUCUCCGCAUACAUGCGCCGCCUCCGCGGGAUGCCCUCGCCGAUCCACGUGCCCACGUCGCCGCUCGGCUUCGGCUGCCUGCCCUCGCCGCGGACGCCGCCGUCGCCCGGCGUGCCCAUGCCGGCCACCAGUCCCCGCGUCCGCGACCCGUGA
Molecule: messenger RNA, 561 nt
Organism: Miscanthus lutarioriparius
Lineage: Eukaryota; Viridiplantae; Streptophyta; Magnoliopsida; Poales; Poaceae
Source: the annotation of a GenBank genome assembly